UAAAAGAAAAAGAGGUGGGAGGGAGGGAGGGAGAGAGAGAGAGAAAAGACACUCCCUCACACAUACAUUUCUCUUCAGAUCAGAUCGUAAAAAAUCCACGCUUCCAAAGAAUCCAAACCCUAACUUCUCUAGUUUUCCCCCAUUUCUUGUUUCCCAGAUCCACUUUCUCAGUUCAAUUCAUCUCUCCCUCUCUAUACAACAGAUCAUAUAUAUCUUUAUUUGGUAGGGAUUUGAAUUUUGAUUGGUGGACUAGAGCUUGUGAAUUUGAGGCAAAUGGCGUCGAUAAAGGGGGUAAGUAGAUCGGCGUCCGUCGCUUUGGCGCCGGACGCGCCGUACAUGGCGGCGGGGACCAUGGCGGGGGCCGUGGAUCUGUCGUUCAGUUCAUCAGCCAGUCUCGAGAUAUUCAAGCUCGAUUUCCAGUCCGAAGAUUGGGAGCUGCCUCUUGUUGGCGAGUCGCCGAGCUCUGAGCGCUUCAACCGCCUCUCUUGGGGCAAGGCCACUGCCGGAUCCGCUUCCGAGCAGUUCUCGCUCGGUCUUAUUGCGGGUGGGCUCGUCGACGGAACCAUUGAUAUCUGGAACCCCCUUGGUCUGAUCCGCCCUGAAGGAAAUGAAAAUGCUCUUGUUGGACAUCUCUCACGGCAUAAAGGGCCAGUGCGUGGUCUUGAAUUUAAUACCAUCACACCAAACCUACUUGCAUCUGGGGCUGAUGAUGGUGAAAUUUGCAUAUGGGAUUUGGCAAACCCUGCAGAACCUUCUCAUUUUCCACCCCUAAGGGGUGGCAGCUCAACUGCACAAGGAGAGAUUUCGUGCUUAUCUUGGAAUAGCAAGGUUCAACAUGUAUUGGCAUCCACUUCAUAUAAUGGGACAACUGUGGUUUGGGACCUAAAGAAGCAAAAGCCAGUAAUAAGCUUUUCGGACCCCGUUAGAAGGAGGUGCUCUGUUUUGCAGUGGAAUCCUGAUUUUGCUACUCAUCUUGUUGUUGCAUCGGAUGAAGAUAAUUCACCUUCUGUUAGGCUGUGGGAUGUGCGGAACGUAAUGUCACCUCUUAAAGAGUUCACGGGACAUACUAAAGGUGUAAUUGCGAUGGCUUGGUGUCCCAUUGACAGUUCCUAUUUGAUUACUUGUGCCAAAGAUAGUCGGACUAUUUGCUGGGACACUGUUUCUGGUGAGAUUGUCUGUGAAUUGCCUGCUGGAAACAACUGGAAUUUCGAUGUACACUGGUAUCCAAAGAUACCCGGGGUCAUAUCGGCAUCUUCAUUCGAUGGAAAAGUCGGCUUUUACAACGUUGAGGGUUGCAGUCGGUAUGGUGUUGGAGAGAAUGUGUUUGGUGCAGGUCCUCUGAGGGCUCCAAAAUGGUAUAAACGUCCUGUUGGGGCAUCUUUUGGCUUUGGUGGCAAGCUUGUGUGGUUUUGCCCUAGGUCCUCUCCUGCAGGUGUUCCAGCUGGUGGUUCAGAGGUUUAUGUGCACAACUUAGUUACUGAAGACAGUUUGGUUGGUCGAUCAUCUGAAUUUGAAGCUGCAAUACAAAAUGGCGAAAGGUCUUCGUUGAGGGUACUGUGUGAUAAGAAGUCACAAGAGUCUGAAGUGGAGGAUGACCGAGAAACUUGGAGCUUCUUGAAGGUUAUGUUUGAAGAUGAUGGGACAGCUAGGACAAAGCUGCUUGCCCACCUUGGUUUCAGUGUACCUACUGAUGAAAAAGAGAGUGACCAAGAUACUCUCUCCCAGGAAGUAAAUGCAGUUGGACUUGAGGAUGUUGUGGCGGAGAAGGUUGGAUUUGGGGAUGAUAAAGAAGCCACCAUUUUCCCUACUGAUAAUGGGGAAGACUUCUUUAACAAUAUCCCUAGCCCCAAGGCUGAUACACCUUUGUCAACCUCUCAUGAUAAUUUUGCUAUACCGGAUGCUGCGGAUGGUUUGGAACAAUUGCAACAAGAACCAGAUGGAGUUGGGGAGAGUGUCGACCCUACAUUUAAUGAUGGUGUCCAACGUGCUUUAAUUGUUGGAGAUUACAAGGGGGCAGUUGCACAGUGCAUAUCUGCAAAUAAAAUGGCUGAUGCUUUAGUUAUUGCCCACGUUGGCGGUCCAUCUUUGUGGGAGAGCACUCGUGAUCAAUACUUUAGGACGAGCCAUUCACCUUACCUAAAGGUUGUUUCUGCUAUGGUGAAGAAUGAUCUCUUGAGCAUUGUUAAUACUAGACCCCUGAAGUUCUGGAAAGAAACCCUUGCUCUUCUCUGUAGUUUUGCACAGAGAGAGGAAUGGACUGUGCUCUGUGACACACUUGCUUCUAAACUCUUGAAUGCUGGUAACACGUUGGCCGCUACUCUUUGUUAUAUUUGUGCUGGAAAUAUUGAUAAAACUGUGGAAAUCUGGUCGAGGAGUCUUCAAACUGAGCAUGAAGGGAAAUCCUACGUCGAUCUUCUUCAGGAAUUGAUGGAAAAGACGAUUGUCCUUGCGUUGGCAACCGGGCAAAAACGAUUCAGUGCAUCUUUGUGUAAGCUUGUUGAGAAAUAUGCUGAAAUCUUAGCAAGCCAAGGGCUUUUAACAACAGCCAUGGAGUACCUUAAACUUUUGGGCUCUGAUGAAUUGUCACCAGAGCUUGUGAUCUUAAGAGAUCGCAUUGCAUUGUCUACGGUACCUGAGAAAGAAGCUGUUGAAAACUCUCAAACACUAAGUGCAGCAGUAUAUGGUGCUGAUCAAUCCAAUUUUGGCUUGGUUGAUGCCUCUCAAUCUUAUUAUCAGGAAACAGCAACAUCACAUACGCAACCAAGUGUUCCUAGCAGUCAAUAUGGUGGGAAUUAUCAACAUCCUUCUGGUGCUCCUUAUGGAGGGGGAUAUGGUGCUCCUGGCUCAUAUCAGCAACCAAAUUUAUUCCUUCCAUCCCAGACACCGUCUCAGGUACCAAAUUUUCCAGCACCUCCUGUCGCCACUCAACCUGUCGCUAGGCCCUUUAUUCCUGCAACUCCUCCUGCACUGAAAAAUGCAGAGCAAUAUCAGCAGCCCACAUUGGGUUCUCAGUUGUAUCCUGGAACCACUAACCCUGGUUAUCAACCUAUUCCACCUGGGAUUGGUCCGGCUGCACCUGUUACAUCACAUCCGGGCUCAGUUCCUGGCCAUAAAAUGCCACAGAUGGUAGCCCCCUCCCCUCCCCCAAAGGGAUUUAUGCCAGUUAAUUCGGGGCUUGUUCAAAGACCUGGGAUGGGGUCACUACAACCACCCAGUCCUACUCAGGCAGCAUUGGCACAACCAACUGUUACACCUGCUGCUCCACCACCUACUGUACAGACAGUUGAUACUUCAAACGUUCCAGUCCACCAGAAACCUGUCAUUGCAACAUUGACAAGACUUUUCAAUGAGACAUCAGAAGCGCUGGGUGGUUCACGCGCAAAUCCAGCCAAGAAGCGUGAAAUAGAAGACAAUUCCAGGAAAUUAGGUGCCUUGUUUGCAAAACUCAACAGCGGGGACAUAUCCAAAAAUGCUGCUGAUAAGCUUGUUCAGCUCUGCCAGGCUUUGGACAAUGGAGAUUUCAGUACUGCUCUUCAAAUCCAGGUACUUCUUACAACUAGCGAGUGGGACGAGUGCAACUUCUGGCUAGCUACACUAAAGCGAAUGAUCAAGACUAGGCAGAACGUGAGAUUGAGCUGAAGAAAUAAUUGGAUAGGUAACAUUUUGCAUUGAGUGGGUUAAAUCUGCUUGGGCGAUAAUCCUUUCUUCAAUGUACACAAGAAUGGCUUCUUUAGAGUGCUAUUUUUGGAUGCUGUUAGUGGAGAUAGUUCUCAGGACAUUGAUAGAAUGGUGCCGAUUGUUUUUUAUUUAAUACUGGUAGUAGUUGGAAAUAGUUUUUCUUUUCUUCUUUUUGAAUUCUAAAAAUUCAUAGAUGCUUUACCUUUCCUUUUUCAAUGUUUUCGGUCUCAGUGAGCUGGUACAAGCUGUUUUCUGUUGUCACCUAGUGUCCUUAUUUUGGCCACAAAAAAUUGUACCACCUUUGUGAUGUUAUUAUUAAUAGAAACGCACAGUUUUGAAUAAUAAUAUAACAUGUUUCGUUGA
Molecule: messenger RNA, 4041 nt
Organism: Juglans microcarpa x Juglans regia
Lineage: Eukaryota; Viridiplantae; Streptophyta; Magnoliopsida; Fagales; Juglandaceae
Product: protein transport protein SEC31 homolog B
Exons: 22
Coding region: 274-3639 (1121 amino acids)
Biological process (GO): intracellular protein transport; endoplasmic reticulum organization; COPII-coated vesicle cargo loading
Cellular component (GO): endoplasmic reticulum exit site; COPII vesicle coat
Molecular function (GO): protein binding; structural molecule activity
Source: RefSeq, a predicted model, not a curated record